Arxiozyma heterogenica is the source of this 2523-nucleotide messenger RNA. RefSeq names its product ribonucleotide-diphosphate reductase subunit RNR3 (gene RNR3). Gene Ontology annotation, biological process: DNA replication; deoxyribonucleotide biosynthetic process. The coding region runs from base 1 to 2523 and encodes 840 amino acids. The record is from RefSeq and is a predicted model, not a curated record. Gene Ontology annotation, molecular function: ATP binding; ribonucleoside-diphosphate reductase activity, thioredoxin disulfide as acceptor. NCBI's taxonomy places the organism in Eukaryota, Fungi, Ascomycota, Saccharomycetes, Saccharomycetales, Saccharomycetaceae. Gene Ontology annotation, cellular component: ribonucleoside-diphosphate reductase complex. The transcript has a single exon.
AUGUAUGUCAUUAAGAGAGAUGGUCGUAAAGAACCAGUUCGUUUUGAUAAAAUUACAUCUAGAAUUACUCGUUUAUGUUACGGAUUAGAUUCAGAUCAUAUCGAUGCCGUGAAAGUGACUCAAAGAAUCAUUUCUGGUAUCUAUGAAGGUGUAACAACUGCUGAAUUAGACAAUUUAGCUGCUGAGACAGCCGCAUAUAUGACUACUAUUCAUCCAGAUUAUGGGACUUUAGCUGCUAGACUUGCUAUUUCAAAUCUACAUAAACAAACUACAAAACGGUUCUCCCAAGUUAUCGCUGAUUUAUAUCAUUGGAUAAAUCCCGCCACUGGGAAACAUGCCCCUAUGAUUUCUAAAAAAGUUUAUGAUAUUGUCAUGGAACAUAAAGACCUGCUAAACUCGACUAUCGUCUAUGAUAGAGACUACUCCUACAAUUAUUUUGGAUUUAAGACUUUAGAACGUUCUUACCUAUUGAAAAUCGAUGGGAAGGUUGCUGAACGUCCACAACAUUUAUUAAUGAGGGUGGCUUUAGGUAUUCAUUUAGAUGAUAUUGACUCUGUUAUCGAAACCUAUAAUUUAAUGUCUUUAAGGUAUUUUACACAUGCCUCCCCUACUUUGUUCAAUGCAGGUACUCCAAAAUCUCAAAUGUCUUCCUGUUUUUUAGUUGCUAUGAAGGAGGAUUCUAUUGAAGGUAUAUUUGACACUUUAAAGGAAUGUGCUAUGAUAUCUAAAACUGCAGGUGGUAUCGGUGUACAUAUCCACGACAUUCGUUCCACAGGUUCCUAUAUUGCUGGUACAAAUGGUAACUCCAAUGGUAUCAUCCCAAUGCUUCGUGUCUUCAAUAAUACGUCGCGUUAUGUUGAUCAAGGUGGUAAUAAAAGACCAGGUGCCUUUGCAAUCUAUUUAGAGCCUUGGCAUGCGGAUAUUUUUGAUUUCAUUGAUAUUAGAAAGAACCAUGGUAAAGAAGAAAUUAGAGCAAGAGAUUUGUUUCCUGCUUUAUGGAUUCCUGAUCUAUUUAUGAAACGUGUAGAAGCUAAUGGUAAUUGGACACUGUUCUCACCAAAUGAUGCUCCAGGACUAUCUGAUGUCUAUGGUGAAGAAUUCGAAGCUUUAUAUGAACGUUACGAAAAGGAAGGUCGUGGUACUACCAUCAAAGCACAUAAAUUAUGGUACUCUAUCUUAGAAGCUCAAACAGAAACAGGUACACCAUUCAUGAUUUAUAAGGAUUCAUGCAACUCCAAAUCUAACCAAAAAAAUCUAGGUACUAUUAAAUCUUCCAAUUUAUGUUGUGAAAUUGUCGAAUACUCUUCCCCAGAUGAAACAGCAGUCUGUAACUUAGCUUCCGUCUGUUUGCCUGCCUUUAUUGAAUUCUCAGAAGAUGGUAAGACUUCCACUUAUAAUUUUGAUAAAUUACAUGAAAUUACUAAAGUGGUAACCGUCAAUUUGAAUAGAGUCAUUGAUAAUAACUACUAUCCUGUACCAGAGGCUAGAAAUUCCAACGAAAGGCACAGACCAAUUGCUUUAGGUGUUCAAGGUCUAGCAGAUGUUUAUAUGCUGCUCCGUUUGCCAUUCGAAUCUGAAGGAGCUCGGACCUUGAAUAAACAAAUCUUUGAAACAAUAUACCACGCGUCUUUAGAAGCUUCCUGUGAGUUAGCUCAAAAAGAAGGUACUUAUCAAUCUUGGGAAGGCUGUCCAGCUUCUAAAGGUAUCUUACAAAUGGAUAUGUGGAACGCAGAACCAUUUGGUUUAUGGGACUGGGGCUCAUUAAGAAAACAAAUAAUGGAACAUGGGUUAAGAAAUUCAUUAACCAUGGCUCCUAUGCCAACUGCAUCUACUUCUCAAAUCAUGGGUUUUAAUGAAUGUUUUGAACCGGUCACUUCUAACAUGUAUCAACGUCGUGUUCUUUCUGGUGAAUUCCAAGUGGUUAAUCCUUACUUAUUACGUGAUUUAGUUGAUUUGGGUAUAUGGGAUGAAUCUAUGAAACAACAUUUAAUUACUGCUAAUGGUUCUAUCCAAGGUUUAAAUGUACCACAAGAACUAAAAGAUUUGUAUAAAACUGUUUGGGAAAUUUCUCAGAAAACAAUCAUUGAUAUGGCUGCAGAUCGUUCAAUUUAUAUUGACCAAUCUCAUUCCUUGAAUCUAUUCUUACGUGCACCAACAAUGGGUAAGAUUACAAGUAUGCACUUCUAUGGUUGGAAAAAGGGUUUGAAGACAGGUAUGUACUAUUUGAGAACACAAGCCGCAUCAGCUGCAAUCCAAUUCACUAUUGAUCAAAAAGUAGCUGCACAAGCAAUGAACAAAGUCGCCGAUAUUUCCAACUUGAAUCGUCCUGUAUAUGUCCCACAAGGUACAAGCUACACAGAGAGCUUAAAAAAUACAGCUACACUACAGGAACCAGUACUUGAAAAGGAUUUAGCUAAUUUAAAGUUAGAGGAACAACAUUUACAAACACCAAAUGAAAUGUCUACUCAAAAAUUAGGAAAUCAAAUAACACCUAUAGCUAUUGCUGAGCCCGUUCAAGUCUAG